This is a messenger RNA of Miscanthus lutarioriparius, 1719 nucleotides long. The record is from the annotation of a GenBank genome assembly. Lineage: Eukaryota; Viridiplantae; Streptophyta; Magnoliopsida; Poales; Poaceae.
AUGGCUUUGCAAGACCUUGUGGACUGGAGGGGACGCCCGGUUAACCAAAAAAAGCAAGGUGGAGUCAGAGCCAGCGUCUUCAUACACUUCCUCAUUGUGAUGUCGAAUAUGGCCAACAUACCCAUGAUUAUGAACCUAGUGACCUACUUGCAUGGGACGAUGCACAUGGACGUGAAGGACGCCUCCACCACGUCCACAAACUUCUUCGGCGCCAUCUGUUUCUUCUCCUUCUUGGGUGCCUUCAUCUCCGACUCCUACAUCAAGCGCUUCUACACCAUCCUCAUCUUUGCCCCAAUCGAGAUCUUGGGGUACAUGCUCCUAGCAUACCAAGCACGCUUCCCGUCGCUUCACUCGCCGCCGUGCGACAUGAUCAACAACCCCAGCGAUUGCACUCCGGUGAGCGGCCGCAACCUGAGCCUGCUCACGCUGGGCCUAUACCUGAUCCCCGUCGGCGAGAGCUCAGUGCGCACGUGCGCGGCGGCGCUGGGCGGCGACCAGUUCGACGAGGACAGCCCGGCGGAGCUUCCCGGCAAGAUCAGCUUCUUCAACUGGUUCGAGAUCAGCAUAUCGCUGGGAGCGAUGGUUGGGGUCGUCUUCUUGGUGUGGGUGCAGGACAACGCCGGAUGGGACCUUGGCUUCGCGCUCGCUGCUCUCAUGGUGCUCGUCGGCACGCUCGGCGUCGCCGUCGGCCUGCCGUUGUACCGGCACCAGAAGCCCGCGGGGAGCCCCAUCACGAGAAUCCUUCAGGUUUUCGUGGCGGCGUUUAGGAAGAGGAAGCUACGGGUGCCUGAGAAUCUGAUGGAGAUGCAUAGUACGGUCACUGACGGCACUGGCACGAGCGUUGAAUCUAUGGAUAGAACUGCUGGCUUUAUGUUCCUUGACAAGGCGGCGGUGGACGACGGCAACACGCGGGCGUGGUCGCUGUGCACGGUGGCACAGGUGGAGGAGGCCAAGACCCUCCUCCGCAUGAUUCCCAUCUUCCUCAGCUCCAUCCUCGCCUACAUCCCGUUCUCGCUGCUCCUCUCGCUCACCGUGGAGCAGGCAGGGACCAUGGACACCAGGCUCGGCGGCAUCACCGUCCCCCCGGCGAGCCUCACCGUCAUCCCCGUCGCGGUCCAGAUCCUCAUCUUGCUGGUCUACGACCGCGCCGUCAUGCCGUGGCUGCGGCGAGCCACGGGGUACGCCGGCGGCCUGACGCACCUGCAGCGCGCGGGGGUCGGGUUCGCCUCCAGCGUCCUGGCCAUCGCCACGGCCGCCGCGGUCGAGGGCCGCCGCCGCAGGAGGAGCGGCCCGCCCAUGUCGGCGUUCUGUCUGGCGCCGCAGCUCGUCCUCCUCUGCGUCUUGGACGUCACCUCCUUCGUCGGCCUGCUCGAGUUCUUCUACAGCGAGGUGUCCGCGGGCAUGAAGUCCAUCGGCGGCUCCCUCGUCUUCUGCAUCCUCGGCGUCGCGUCGUGGCUGGGGAGCUUACUUAUCCAGGUGGUCAACGACGUCACCGCUCGCCGUGGUGGUGGCAGCAGCGGGCGCGGCCAUGGGUGGCUCGGCGGCGCCAACCUCAACGCCAGCCGCCUCGAUCUCUUCUACUGGCUCCUUGCAGUGCUGGGGCUCGUCUCUUUCGGUCUCUACGUGCUCUGCGCGUGGAGCUACACCUAUAGGCAUGAUCCCAGGAUGCAAGCCACCACAACGGAUGGUUCUGAUGUAGCCGAUCAACACACCUGCUGA